CGACAAGAAAUAGUAGAGCACCUCUUCUCAAGUUAAACAAAAACAAAAUUAAACAGUAAUUAGUUUAUUCUUGAACAAUGUAUUUCUAAGCCUGUACGCUAGACGUCAAAGAGAAAAAAAGUGGGAAGCAAAACAAAAACGAUCCGGUCUCGCGGUUCUAUCCUUGCUAUUAUGCAACGCGCAAUCAGUGGGACCAAGCUGGUUCGCCUCUCCUCCAUUCAUUUGAACCGGCUACGAGGCACGUCAAACUGGAAACGGUUUCGCGGUCGCGGCUCUGAUAGACAGGUGUAAUAAACCGGCGUCGAAGACAGACAGACAACAGACAGGUAGGCGAGAGUGAAAAGCUCCUGUCGCCUGGUCUCGGAUACUGGAACACGUUCUCCUCGAUUCCCGUUUCGACCGAAUCCCGUUCCCUAAACGAUCGACCACGAAGACAAGCCAAACUGGCGGCUCGGCCAGCGACGACUCGGCUCGCGAGUGGUCGAACCGGGCUGCCUGGUGCAUCUCCAGGAGAAGAGAAGAAGAAGAAGAAGAGGAGCAGGAAGCUGGGGCCGCAUUUUUGCCCUGCCGAGUCAGGUUGUGACGUUCGAGCGGAAGAACGAGAUCGGCGGUGAAUCAGGAAGGCCAUCGAGGGGGUAGGGCGGCCACGCGCGGAUCCGCGCGAGGAUCUCGCAGCGUGCGACGGACGAAGAGAGAGAUCCGGAUAUUCCUGCGCCGGAAUAGCAGGUUCGACGGUUGUUGAUUCAGUUAUCACGUGGCGCGGCCAGACCGAGUCUGGACAGGCCAGACCAGGCCAAGGGAAUCCGUGGAUGUCGGCCAAACCAGUCGGACACCACGAAUUCUACAUCCUCUCGUCGUUCACCAGGUGGAUAGUUAGUAAAACCAGUUGGCGUUCCCUCUUCUCCCGGCUCGUUCAUCUCCUCCUACUACUGCCGCGUGGUCUCGCCGAAGGAAGGAGGACAGCCCCGCGUAAAACUGGAAUUCAGCCCGCGACCGUCGGACCGAUAGACGCAUAGACAGGUGUAAUAAUAGACGCAACGAGGAAGCAGAGGAGGAUCGACGAUCAUAACGAGCGGACGCGAAUCGCAGCGACCAACGAGACGUUUCACACUCAACGAUCUUCUCUAUUAUUUUCAUUGAUCGACUAGAGGGAUGAAAUGUGUGCCGGAAGAGGAGCCAAGUUCUUUGAUCUCCGUGUUCUAAUCGAAACUGAAUCCGGGGAAGAUCGCACGGGACAAGAGGGUGGUAAGAAGAAUAAGAGAAACAACGGGAUGAACCGGCUACGCUUGUGCUAGAAGGAGAAAGAGAGAGAGAGAGGGACGACACAACAGGGUGGCGGGAAGUAGGUAGGUCGGUGUCUACCUACUACGCGGAAGAAGGAGAUUGGGGCGACCUGGGAGAGAAGGAGUAGAGGUACACGAAGCCGGUAUACAACCGCGGACCGGAGACGAGAAGCCAGAGGAGCAGGUUCGGCCGGUCUAACCUGAUUCUCAAAGGGAACCCUGCAUCAGAUUGGACCCACCUCCGUGGGUCCGUUUGUAUCUCAAGUACCUGUACUCCCUCGCCUCGCGUCAGUGGACGAUGCCCGCGGAGACUCGACGAGUCUUUUGCGAGGAACUUACGAAUCUCAACCGUCGAGAAACCAUCUCCGGACAAUCGAGGCGAACGAGCCGGCAACGGGUCCUGUUCGUCCGUAGUGUCCGUCGUGUUAGCUUUUCAAUUUAAUCGACGAGGCCGGGUCCUCGGUGGUGAUCGCAGUGGUUCGACGUGACGCGGGGACUGCUUGUGAAAGUUGUCAGGCUCGGAUCGAGAUUCGACAGGGAUAAAAAUGAGCGUCCGAGAUGUUUGCUCGGGGAACGGAGACGUGUACCUGCCGUCUCGAAGUCAACGACUGGCUCGUUCUUUUUACUACCUGCGAAUACGUUUUUACCCGGAGGCCGACCGGCGCGGCUCUCGUUCGUGCGCUGUGUUUCGGUGGUGAGAAUCAGUGGCGAGUUUCGUUUGUGGGAAAAAGCGGAUAAUCCUUCCGCUGGGACGUAGGCGAGCCGAAUUAGCACGUGCGUCUCCACGCGGGGAGCCCGGAGAGUAAGAGGGUAUACGGGACAGUGUGCACAUGUACCUACAUGCGACGUGGACCGUUCGAGAAUGUUCUCCAAACGUUACAUAAACCACAAGGAACGCGUCGCACACAGGGAACGCGAUUCCAUUAGCGGAUACCAUUAACCGGGGCCAAUUAUAUUCGCGAGUCUUCCAUUCACUCGCCGCCGCAGCGCGUGUACUUACGCUACAUGCUGAUCAAGUCUGCGUGUCUCGUUCGUUCCGUAGGUACACGCAAUAAUAAGCUUCGAACGCGACACCGUUUUCGCCAGUCGAACCCCGUGUGUCUGUUUUACGUAACUAUCUUUCUAUAGACGGCAUAUACAUAGUCAUCGAUCGAUCACCGAUAGAAUUAUCGACGGAACAUACGGAGGAAUAACGAGAUUCGGAGUAAACAACCGGAAUGAGGCGAACCGGACGGAUCCCACUUGUCUCGGCUUGUUUACCGGCGGCUCACCUGCGCGUCACCUGUGCGUCAUCGCGCAGGUAGCCGGUGAACAUCCUCGGAGAAGAGGUCCGACGACGCGACGCACCUAGAUGAGAGAUUACUCACUUUAUCAGGGCUCGAGAGUGUCAUACGAAGAUCGUGGAUCCAGUGGUGGAUCGCUAGUUCUCGACGUCGAGAAAUACGCAACGAGGGAGGAGGGAUCGCCGGGGAGAGACAGAAUAGCCGGCGCGCAGGUAGCCAACGAUGGAGAAGGAAGCGGCGAGCGGAGAGACACGUUGGCUAGACGGAAACGGGACGAACGUCUUUACGGCGACCUGCACGGAUACAAACAGAGCAUCGAGUCAUCGACGAGGCAGCCGAGCGAGCCAGGGCUCUCGGCCACCCGGCAUUAUCGUGUCUCCAGGUCCGUCUUUGUUACUCCUGCCACGUCGUCCUCCUCUGGCUCGGCUACCUUGACAAGGAUACCCGGCCCUCUGCACCCGGGAGGGACGAGGAUGCCCGAGAACUCAUACCUACGUACGCAGAACGUAUCCAGGCGAGGAAUCGGAGGGCGCGAAACGGGACCCAGAUAUGCCCAAUCAACGGGCACGCAGAAAGAGGGGAACACGCACGGGUCCGGCUCCAAAAUGUGUGCUCGAACGCUCUCUCGGAGUUGGUGCGUGUCGCCAACGCGAACAUGGUUCAGCCAUCGUGGAUUCGUGUAUACGGCCAUUGGGGGACCCGCCAUCGAGGAUAGCCCUGGAAACGAAGUCGGCCGACUUCUUUUAUCGGCCUCGAUUUCAAUCCUGCUCAACGGGAAUCUUUACACGGGAGUUAAAUUCUCUUCUCUUGGUACUGAUCACUUCGACUCAACUCUCAUAAAUAUCUGUCGUUCCGUUCCAUAUUUCAAGUAAUUUUGUGAGAAUGUAUAAAAGAUUUUUAUUUUUGAUAAAUAAAUAUGAUUUAAAAAAGAUAUGUCAAGAAAUGUA
Ceratina calcarata is the source of this 3513-nucleotide messenger RNA. RefSeq lists its product as uncharacterized. The coding region runs from base 2635 to 3438 and encodes 267 amino acids. Lineage: Eukaryota; Metazoa; Arthropoda; Insecta; Hymenoptera; Apidae. The record is from RefSeq and is a predicted model, not a curated record. The transcript has 4 exons.